AUCUUAAACUUUAAUCUUCUUUUUUAUUUUGUUUUUAUAGCUAACACCAAAAUCACAAUCCAUAUCUUAAACUUUAAUCUAAAAACACUUCAGCGUUUUAAAGUAAUUCAACCAACAUAAGCUGUCAGCUGUAGUUGAUUUUUUCCUUCAAUUUUACCCACCUUAACCGACGACAAGAAUAACCCCCUAAACCAAACCUUUUCUUUUGUAUUAUUGUCUUCCACCUAACGGAAAUCCAAGAUCAGAUCACACCCCCUUCCCCUAUUAAGCUCCAAUUUCUCGAUUUAAAAUCUUCUAUUCAAAUCCAUUAACCCACAGAAGCUCAGAUUGUUGAACUUAUUUUGGCCACCAGUGAAUUGGAUUGGGGAGCUCACUGCAGAUUUCAAUCACUUCUAAGGUGUGUUUAUCAGAUUUUAAUAGUGUAAGUUUAGAGUUGUAAAAGUUUCAUUAGAAUUAGUCUGGUGAAGAUAACUGGCAGAUAUAGUUCUACGUUGGACAACUGAGCUGAUUUGCUUGGUUGUCGAUGGGAGAUAGAUGGCUUUGAUUGUAGAGGAGAAAUGAGAUGGUAGAGAGUGAUUUGAUUAUAGACAAGGUUGAGGAGAGUGCAAUUGACAACUUUCGGAGGGCGCCUUCCUUCUCGGGCUGGUGUGAUGAUAAUGGCACCCUCCAUUCAGCUCAAUUAGGGAAUGUUCGUACCCUCACUGAUGACUUUGACUUUGAACUGCCACUGGUUAAUCAGAACGGUAUAGGAAAUGGAUCUGUAGGCGAGGAUACACAAAAUUAUAAGCAGAGGAUGAAGGGUGGUGAUGAUUUGGCUGUUGCAUCUACUGGGAAUGGAAAAGAUAGAUAUGUUCCGUUUGACGUAGAGAACGGUUCUAGAAGUAAUCCAACAUAUUCAAGUGCUGGCGGGGAAGGCUCCACUUAUACGGACCACCAUGAUCCAUCGCGAGCAAUUUCAAAGAAUGUUGUUUCUGUUGCUGAUGUGCUGAAGACGUUGGUAUUAAUACUUGUAUGGUACACAUUCAGUACGUUCUUGACAUUGUACAAUAAAACUCUUCUAGGGGAUCAUCUAGGGAAAUUCCCUGCUCCUUUACUGAUGAAUACCUUCCACUUUGCAAUGCAAGCCAUUUUGUCCAAAUUCAUUACCUGGUUCUGGUCCCGAAAAUUUCAACUCACUGUAAUGAUGAGUUGGAAAGAUUAUUUUUUGAGAGUUGUACCCACAGCUCUCAGUACGGCAAUGGAUGUCAACCUCAGUAAUGCAUCCCUUGUUUUCAUAUCAGUCACAUUUGCUACUAUGUGUAAAUCUGCAGCACCGAUAUUUCUCCUACUGUUCGCUUUUGCUUUCAGGAUUGAGUCACCGAGUUUAAAGCUGCUAGGGAUCAUGUUGAUUAUUUCUAUUGGGAUACUAUUAACAGUUGCAAAGGAAACAGAGUUUCAGUUUUGGGGAUUUAUCUUUGUUAUGCUAGCUGCUGUUAUGUCUGGGUUCCGCUGGACUAUGACUCAGAUACUUCUGCAGAAAGAAGUCUAUGGUUUAAAAAAUCCACUCACGCUAAUGAGCUAUGUUACUCCAGUGAUGGCUAUUUCAACUGCUGUGCUGUCUCUUAUUUUUGAUCCAUGGCAUGAGUUCGGAGACAACAGUUACUUUGAUAGCUCAUGGCACAUUACUAGAAGUUGUUUGCUGAUGCUUUUUGGUGGAACAUUGGCUUUCUUUAUGGUUUUGACAGAGUAUAUUCUUGUGUCUGUUACUAGUGCAGUAACUGUGACAAUAGCAGGAGUCGUAAAGGAGGCUGUCACUAUCUUGGUUGCUGUCUUUUACUUCCAUGAUAAGUUUACCUGGAUGAAAGGUGUUGGUCUCUUGACAAUAAUGCUUGGUGUCAGUUUGUUUAAUUGGUACAAGUAUGACAAAUUACAAAAAGGAAAUCUAAGUGAAGAUGAGAUGUCACGAUCCUCAAUGCAAAAUGCAGCUGCAAAGUAUGUUAUUCUUGAAGAAUUGGAAGAUCAAGAUGAUUGUACUUGAAGUUCCUAUACCGUAUUAUCUGCAUUUGCAAACUUUAUGACUGCUGCCAAUGCUGAUAUUUUCAAUAGAGGAUGAGUGUCAUAUUUGAAGUUUUUACAAGUCUAGCAAAGAUUAUUGUAGUCUGCAUUACGUGUAGAGUUGACCGACAACUGUUCGAUUGUGAUACGAUUACUAGAUGACUGCUGCCAAUGCUGAUAUUUUCAAGAAUGGGUGAGUUGUCAUAUUUGGAUUAUACCAAGAAGCUCAAAUGGGACCAAAGUGGCAGCAUCAACUGGUCUUUGUUCAGCUUAACCCUGCCCUAGACAGCCUUUUAUCAGUUUGCUGGUGAAAGGAAGAAGGUUUUGUUCAUCAUUAUUGUUGGUGAAAAGAUUGAUCAGUUUCCAUACAUAAUUCUAAGGGCUCCAUUUUUGUUAAACAAAUUUUCUAUUUUGUUCUUAUUGUAUCUCUGUAUUUGGCAUCAAAAUUUCAUCCUCAUUUAUUCAAAUAUUUUUCCAGUUUUAUCU
This is a messenger RNA of Nicotiana tabacum (common tobacco), 2520 nucleotides long. RefSeq names its product putative sugar phosphate/phosphate translocator At1g06470. NCBI's taxonomy places the organism in Eukaryota, Viridiplantae, Streptophyta, Magnoliopsida, Solanales, Solanaceae. The record is from RefSeq and is a predicted model, not a curated record.